ACUAUCGAAACACAAGUCUGAGACAAACAAUGAAAGAGCCUUAAAAUGUCACGCAUUACCGUCUCUAUUUGCGUCUCCUACUGAGCUGAAACGGCGCGUGGAGAACAUUUAAAUAUGGUUGAGGGUAUACGGUGUCGUGUGGUUAAAUUAAUUUAUCAAGUUUGUUCUCGUCCUUGCAUCCAAGCACUCAGAAACUCUCUAAAAAACCCUACACCUAUAUAAACCAUUUGUUUCCAUCUCAGUUGAGAAAUCGCUGACAGACAUAGAGCCGAUCGACCAUGUCGAAGCGAGGAAGGGGAGGGUCGGCAGGGAACAAGUUCAGGAUGUCGCUGGGUCUCCCAGUGGCAGCAACUGUGAACUGCGCCGACAACACGGGAGCUAAGAAUCUCUACAUAAUAUCAGUCAAAGGAAUCAAAGGCCGCCUCAACAGACUGCCGUCUGCAUGCGUGGGGGACAUGGUUAUGGCCACCGUCAAAAAAGGAAAGCCCGAUCUCAGGAAGAAAGUCAUGCCAGCUGUCAUCGUCCGCCAGCGCAAGCCCUGGCGCCGAAAGGACGGCGUCUACAUGUACUUCGAAGAUAAUGCGGGUGUGAUUGUGAAUCCGAAGGGGGAAAUGAAAGGAUCUGCUAUAACUGGACCAAUUGGAAAGGAGUGUGCCGAUUUGUGGCCAAGAAUUGCAAGCGCUGCCAAUGCUAUUGUCUGAGAUUGAAAUUUUUUUAGGAGAAGAAUUUUUAUGGUCGCUACUGGCUAUGGCAAACAUGAUGAUAGCUUUUGCUGUAACUUUUGCAGCUGCAUUACGCUUGAUAUCAAAAUGAAUUCAAAUUUGUCUCUGCGAUCCCAAUUGACCUUGCAAAUUUGGGAAAAAAAGAAACAAACUUUUACCUGGUUUGUAUGUUAAAUUAAUUGAAUUCAUAGUAAAACAAGAUGGAAAUUGCCCACAAACAUCUUUAUAAGGAACUCUGCAAGUGCAAGCACUCUGUUGAUUCUUUUUUGGAAACCUCCUUAAUGGUAGAGGUCAUUUUGUGAUUUUCUUAGGAAGAAUAGCGUUUGUCAAUGGUCAGGUCAAUCUCUCAGUAAUAGAAACGAUUUGAACUGGGGAAUGCAGACAAACGAAAAUAAUGGAAAAGGAAACUAUGUAUAAGAUUUGAAAUAUUAGUACUCAAGAUUGAUUUGUUAAAUGCCAA
This is a messenger RNA of Mangifera indica (mango), 1182 nucleotides long. Its product is annotated as 60S ribosomal protein L23. The record is from RefSeq and is a predicted model, not a curated record. NCBI's taxonomy places the organism in Eukaryota, Viridiplantae, Streptophyta, Magnoliopsida, Sapindales, Anacardiaceae. Gene Ontology annotation, cellular component: ribosome; cytosolic large ribosomal subunit. The transcript is spliced from 5 exons. Bases 279 to 701 code for a protein of 140 amino acids. Gene Ontology annotation, molecular function: large ribosomal subunit rRNA binding; structural constituent of ribosome. Gene Ontology annotation, biological process: translation.